This is a messenger RNA of Ornithodoros turicata, 1308 nucleotides long. RefSeq names its product zinc finger protein 99-like. Gene Ontology annotation, biological process: regulation of DNA-templated transcription. The record is from RefSeq and is a predicted model, not a curated record. Gene Ontology annotation, molecular function: RNA polymerase II cis-regulatory region sequence-specific DNA binding; DNA-binding transcription factor activity, RNA polymerase II-specific. Bases 1 to 1308 code for a protein of 435 amino acids. The transcript is spliced from 5 exons. Lineage: Eukaryota; Metazoa; Arthropoda; Arachnida; Ixodida; Argasidae.
AUGGCAGGUCGAGUCCGUGAGUCGCAGGAGCACCUGUCUAGCGUGGACGAUUUCCUGAGCAAGUACACGACGUACCUCCAGCAGAUGCAGCGCCCCGAGGGCAUCGCGGUGCGCAACGACAACACAUGCCCCAUUUGCCUCAAGACCUACUCGACCAAGCACAGCAUGCGGCGCCACAUGCUGAUGCACAAGCCCUUCAACCGGCGCUUCCAGUGUGAUGUGUGCGGGAAACUGUUCAACUGGCCCGGCAACCUCAAGACCCACAUGCAAACCAUCCACAACAUGAGGUCGGAAGACUUCAAGUACCGCAAGUAUCGCUUUCCAUUGCCGUCAGAACUGUCGGAUGGUGAAGACGGUCGUCGCUGGCACUUUUUCUCGGUUCGGCCGUACAACCACUUCCGCGGAAACAAGGAUGGUCCACUUCGGUGUGAGCCAUGCGGCAAGGUGUUCAAGAACAUGAGCUCGUGGCGCCAGCACCAGUAUUAUCAGCACCGUUCUCACAAGCGCUUCCCCUGCGACUACUGCGACGAUUACGACGAGGUGGAAGACUUUGAAGAAGAAAGCAGCGAAGGUGAAGAGGUAGAGGUUGAGGAAGACGGAGGCCAAGUACUGUUCAGGAGGGUAGCCGUCACGCAGGUCUCCCCCUCGCCACCUCCCUUGCAUCGAAAGGUGUUGCUUAAAAACGACACUCCCAAGUCCCCUGCCGACUCUGAUGACGCCUUACUGUUGAAGCGGAUCGUCUGUCCGAUAUGCAUGCACAGCUUUGCCAACAAGGCAAACUUCAAGAGGCACCAGUUGCUGCACUGGCCUGUGAGAAGAAAGUUUCCUUGCUUCCUGUGUCCGAAACAGUUCAAUUGGCCGGAUGAUGUGAAACGGCACAUCCGCUGCGUGCAUCACCUCAACGUUGAUCCCAAGACGAAGCAGAAGGGAAGCGAAGAUGGCAGCGAACCGAAGCCCUUCUUGGGCAACAUCCGCUAUCCCAGCAGCCGCUCUCCGCCGUCGAUGCUGUCCAUGUCUCAGUUUUCUUUCCUUCACGGCCACGACUCGCAAGCCGCACGCGAAGACCGCUACAUCUGUGAUAUCUGCAACAAAAACUUCUCGACUGCAUUCACCAUGCGGAGGCAUCGAGUCAUCCACAACCCAAACUUUCUCAAGUACCAGUGCGCCUACUGUCCACGGAGGUUCAACUGGGCGGACAAUUUGCGUUCCCACGUCCAGGGCGUCCACGGAGUCAACGUCCCGUCAGCCCGCGGAAGAAGGGGACGCCCACCGCGGCAUGCCUCGCAUGACACUUCGUCAUUCAUGUGA